Penicillium digitatum Pd1 is the source of this 2286-nucleotide messenger RNA. RefSeq names its product RNA polymerase II mediator complex middle subunit MED1. Lineage: Eukaryota; Fungi; Ascomycota; Eurotiomycetes; Eurotiales; Aspergillaceae. Gene Ontology annotation, cellular component: mediator complex. Gene Ontology annotation, molecular function: transcription coregulator activity. The record is from RefSeq and is a predicted model, not a curated record. Gene Ontology annotation, biological process: regulation of transcription by RNA polymerase II.
AUGGCGACACCCUCCGCAAAACCUGGCGCAACGCCAACUCAUCUAUCCUCUCCCCAUCCUUCCUCCGCUCCUCUCUCUCGAUCUCUCGCCCAUAAAUCGCCUUCCAUGAGAACACCGACCGGCUCAGGACCCGCUCAUGCGCAUCACACGAGUGUCUCGUCCCAUCAAUAUGCGACCCCUCUUGCCGUCCCGAGUGGGGUUGACGACACUGUCAAUUUCAGUUCGCCUUCGGCUCUCUUGGCGCUUGGUGGAUAUACUGGCAUCAGUCCUUCUCCUGUGGUGCAUGAUGGUCUUGUUGGUGCGGGCAUGAACGAGAGCGACAUUCAAAACCUCGGGAUGCAGGGAAUCAAGCUUGGAGUCGCGCGCGACAACGACGAAGAGCAGAGACAUCGUGUCGAGGAGGUCGUUCAGCUUCUACGAGCCCGAGUUUCUGGUAGAGGAGUUUCACGCGAAAGCGUGGAACGAUUGAGUCGACUCGAAGAUUUCGAGUCCAUUUGGCAAGACGACAAUCUCAACAUCGCCGGUAACUUCGUCGAUCUUGAGAUCGAUUUUUAUCCUGGCCAGGAUGUUGUCAAAGACGUCAGUCUACGAUAUGCCACACCUGAAUAUACGGAAGGUGUGCGGCGCGAGGAAGCUACAGCUGUCUUGAAACGAACCCUCGCCCAGUCCCCAGAGGACGCCGAAUGCGGGAAAUGGAGGUCACUUGAGGAGUUCCAUGAGAAUCUACAAUGGCUUGCGAAGCUUGACAAACUCAGCCAAGAGGUGAAUUGCUUUGAGGCCUUGGAGAAUCUUGAAGAGAACCUCAGGCGGAUCUGGGUUGAAGAAAGCAAGAAUGGGAAGCACAAUGGCGAGUAUCAGCAUCUUUGUGCAGGUGUCAUCGGACGCCCAACCAUUCACAAAGGGACUCGAAUCGGACUCGGCUUGGAAUAUUGGGUUGAGCAAGCCAAAGUCCUGGAUACGAAGCGGAGCCUACCGUCUCCGGAUGCUAUGGAUCUUGAUCCGCAACAUGAUCGAGCCUCGAAGGGCGAGUUAGACGACCCAAGCAGAGUAUGGACUGUUAUGAUUGAGUGCGAAGAGGGGUAUCCGUCGCUGCGCAUUUCAAAGGAAUGGGUUGGGAGUGAGGUUUUUACAGUGGGUGAAAGUACUGAAUUGCUUCCAUCAAAUGGUGCCUCUGGGUCUGUGAACUGGCUUGAUCCUCCGCAGACCACGCGACUGACCCAUGGCAAUCAUGAUCCCAUGGCGUUGGACUCUAGCAUGCUGGAAUCAUCGCUACCCAACCGCCGAUUCGUCGGUAAACUUGAGCCUGCACUUGACGUUCCUAUUCUUGCAGCCUCGGAGAUUUAUCGUCAUCUCGGUAUGCAACUACCACAAGAGUUCAAGAUGAUCACAUACGAUGCGUUGUUGGUGUCGGAAACUUCGCCGUUGACGUCACCGGUUUCAUCACCUCAAAUUGGCCGCAGAAAGCGCCGGAUGACCGUGCAUGCUGUUAAUUCAAAGGGCGCACCAUAUACGAAACAACAUAACUACACUUUCCAAUCUUUUGAGUCCAUCACUGGUUGCACCAUCCGUGACCUACCUUUCUCGCACCCUCGGCAGCUCGCGGAUAUCCUUCCAAUCCUCCGGCAGUAUGCCGUGUUAGCCAAUUUGAUUCGGAAGACAUUCCAUCUUCCUUCCAAGGAUCAAGCCAACACCACCCAAUCUUCAAAUGCAAUCCCCCCAAAUCCCCGCGCUCCUUCUAUCCAACCCCCAGACCUCUUCGCUGGUCACGACGGGCCCAUCUUCUUGAACAACAGUGAUCCAAAUGAGGAGAGAUUGAAUCUGCUACUGGGUCUCAGUAGCUCGGAUGAUGGCAAGAAGGAUUCUGGGGUUGGACUUUCAACGCCUUCCAGAGGAGGAAAGAGCCCCGAACAACUGUUCGUGGACGACGUCAAAGUCGACGUGACCUUGCGCAUUCAACUGGGCCAAGCUCCUGCUCUCAUGCUACUCAUCACAGAUCAGAGGCACUACAACGAGAAUCCUGAAACCGCCCGAUCUAUUCAAGUCCCCAAACAAAUCACAAUUUGCUUUGAAGUCGGGCUAAACGGCCAGAUCUCCGUUGUGGACACUGCUGGAUUAAUGGGUGGUGAAGCGGUUGGUGACACUGAAAUGCAAGGUAUGGACAACCUUGAUCUAGGGCUCCAGGAUGUACAACAGAAGAUUGCCAGAGUGCUCGAGGUCUCGCAAGACUUGAGCAUCUUGGUUGAGUGGGUACUGCGUUGGAUGCAACAGCGGGCCGGAAAUGGGUGA